AUGUCUAUCACCAAAGUCUCAGACUUCACCAAAGAUUCGUUCCGUUUCGAAGACGGUGUCGAAAACAGGUUCGGAUCCAGAAAAAUUAAAUUAACGGCAUGCGAUCGUUGUCCUCUUCUCUUGAAGGUCGCGGAUUGUUUGUCGUACGGAGUGGACGAAAAUAACAAGUACGGUAAAGAAAAUCUUUCCGUUUCCCUAUCCUUUUGGGAAAAGCCGGAGUUUAUCUCCGUUUUAGAAUUAUUAGAAAAAGAAUGUGCGAAGCACGUUGAUAAGUCGGGCGAGAAGAUAAUGAAAUGUUUUUAUCGGAAAGGUAACUCUCCUGUUUUAUAUCCUAAGAUCAAUGACGAAACGGAAAUCUACGAACCGAAUGGAGACGGUCCGAUCGAUCCUAAAAAAUAUUUGAAUAAGAGAUUUCAUCUCGAUGCGAUCGUUAGAAUCGACGGAAUCUUUUUAUCCGACAAGACAACUUGUAUUCAGGUAAAAUUAUACGAGGCCGGUAUAUUGGAAGAAAAACCAAGGGUACCGAGAAAAAGACUUUUACGAGAUUAG
Messenger RNA from Paramuricea clavata, 549 nucleotides. NCBI's taxonomy places the organism in Eukaryota, Metazoa, Cnidaria, Anthozoa, Malacalcyonacea, Plexauridae. The record is from the annotation of a GenBank genome assembly.